Molecule: messenger RNA, 2419 nt
Organism: Nasonia vitripennis (jewel wasp)
Lineage: Eukaryota; Metazoa; Arthropoda; Insecta; Hymenoptera; Pteromalidae
Product: UDP-glucuronosyltransferase 2A1
Exons: 5
Coding region: 283-1860 (525 amino acids)
Molecular function (GO): UDP-glycosyltransferase activity
Source: RefSeq, a predicted model, not a curated record
ACAACUUUCGGGAACGGAUUUAAUUACACAUUACGAGCAUAAAUUCACUACUAUUUUGUAAUUCAGCAAAGUUAGUCGUCUACAAUAGCGCUACUAUUAUUAAUAAACCUCGGUUAAGAGACUUCCUGAUUUGCCGUUCCGCAUUUUCUGGUAGAUACUUUUUCACUGUCAAAGAGGAAUGUGUUUUUAAGUUCGGAUUCGGAUAGGUACUUGUGCAAGUUUUUUUAGCUUACUAUAUUCAUACAAGUGAAUCUUAAAGGCACAAACAUUUAUUUUAUAAAAAUGUUACGAUCUGUGAUAGUGUUGUUACUUUCUUCUGUAAUAAUUAGUCAAGUUAGUGGCUACAGAAUAUUAGGAAUUUUCCCACUGAAUAGCAGAAGUCAUGAAAUGAUGUUCGAAGCUCUAAUGAAAGGGUUGGCGAAACGUGGACAUCAAGUUGAUGUAGUGACGCACUUUAGUGUUAAAAAUCCACCCAAAAACUACAAAACUGUUGUUAACCUAGCUGGAACAAUGGAGACACUCGUCAAUAAUUUCACAAUAGAUUUUGCUCUUAGUGUGAGAGGUGACGUUGGCUAUCACGUUGCUACUACAUUUGGCAAUAGAUUAUGCAAUUUGUUGGCUCUAAAGGAAAUGCAAGACCUCAUUCAUAAUCCGCCAAAUGAUCCACCGUACGAUGUAUUAAUUACUGAGGCUUUUGGAUCAACCUGCUUCAUGGGAAUUGCUCAUCAUUUCAAUAUUCCAAUAGUCGCAGCUUCUUCAGCUGUAGAGUACCCUUGGGUCAGCGAUUUCACAGGAAAUAAUGACAAUCCCGCUGUUGUGCCAAAUGCUUUAUAUAUGGCGUUUGGGCAGUUAAAUUUCUGGCAACGGCUGGAAAAUACAAUUUUAUAUCAUAAGGAAGUAAUGAGCUAUCACUCAUUGACUGACAAAUUUCAAACCGAUAUAAUGAGAAAAUAUAUAAAUCCAAAUAUACCAAAUAUUAGGGAAGUCGAAAGAAGUGUAGCCUUGACAUUAGUCAACAGUCAUCCAAUACUUUUUGGUGUUAAGUCUGUUUUGCCAACUGUAGUUCAGACUGCUGGUUUACAUAUAGAAGAAAAUGAUGCGACCUUACCGAAGGAUUUAAAAAAAUGGAUGGAUGAAAGUAAAGAUGGAGUCGUUUACUUUACUUUCGGAUCAAUGGUGAUAAUUGAAACACUGCCAGUAGAUAAAUUAAAAGCAUUGUACGCUUCGUUCGCUAAAAUAUCACCAGUACGCGUACUGAUGAAAAUUGCUGAUAAAACUAAGUUACCGCCUGGUUUGCCAAAUAAUAUAUUGACUUUACCAUGGAUACCUCAACAACCUAUAUUAGCCCACAACAAUACGAAAGCUUUUAUGACUCAUGGGGGCUUAAUGGGAAGUCAGGAAGCGCUGUAUUAUGGCAUUCCAAUGAUUGGAGUUCCUAUAUUUGCUGAUCAACCUCGUAAUGUUGCAUCUUUUGUAGCUAAAAACAUGAGCAUACAACUCCAAUUAGAAGAUAUUUCCGAAGAAACCUUGGAUGCAGCUUUAAAAGCUAUUCUUUUUGAUCCAAAAUAUAGGAUGAGUGCGAAACAUCAUUCAAAGCUGUUCAAAGAUAAUCCACUUAGUUCAAUGGAUAGCGCUGAAUUUUGGAUUAAAUAUAUUAUAAGAAAUGGUCCACACGUAUUGCGACCACCAUCUUUAAAUCUUACAUGGUGGCAACUGGCUUUACUUGACGUUUACGCUUUUAUUAUCCUGGCAUCAAUUAUGGCAAAACUAGUACUUUAUUAUGCAUUGAAAUUCAUCUUGCAAAAGUUUGGGAUAUGUACGAAGUCGAAUCAAAUACGAAAUGAAAAGAAAAGGAAUUGAUUAUACUGGAAAAACGUACACUAUUAUUACGCAAUAUCCAAAGAAUAAUCAAUUUUUUUUCUUAAACACCUUAUAGUUAUCAAAAACCAAAUUUCCAUAAUAAGAUAAAAUAGGCCUCUAUUCUCUAUGUGUUCGUGCGUCUUACCGUUUCACAGCUGGGGAUAUGGUAGAAAUCUACUUUAUUUCAAUACGAUACUGAUGGGGUAUGCGAAGUUUUUCAAGCUUUUAUGAGAGGGCAGCAGCUAUGCUAAUUCGAAGGGAUUGACGGUUCCACGUGAUUCAGUAAAAUAUUAUUUUUCUCAUUGUAAAAAAAAGUAUAUCACUCGAAAAGGUGUAGUAUUCCAAAUGAUUAUAACUCUAGAAUACUCUAAUUCUUGAAGAUCGUCGCCAAAAUUGCAUCAAUAAUUGCAUCAAUAAUAAUAAUACGAAGCUCGAUGACGUUUUAUAAAACUUCAAUUGUACAAAGCAUAAACAAAAAAUCAUAGAAUAUUUUGUCACAAUAAAUAUGAUACGAAAAAAUCACGCCCAUAUAAUCAAGUGAAUCAGUACAGAAGUGGAA